Molecule: messenger RNA, 4962 nt
Organism: Maniola jurtina (meadow brown)
Lineage: Eukaryota; Metazoa; Arthropoda; Insecta; Lepidoptera; Nymphalidae
Gene: GCC185
Product: GRIP and coiled-coil domain-containing protein 2
Exons: 14
Coding region: 207-4523 (1438 amino acids)
Source: RefSeq, a predicted model, not a curated record
AUGCUUACGACUGAAGUUUGACUGUAACCUCCAUAUUCAUAUAUUAUCUAUUCAUAAAAAUGUAAUGUUUCGUGGACAUUAUUAUUAUAAAAGAUAUAAAAGAUUGGGUGUAUGUAGUGAUGUUGCAUUUGAAACAAAUAUCCUAAUAAAAAUCUGUAGAAAUGCAAUAAUUAUACCUGCUGUGGACUAUAGGUUUAUUCUCCAAGAUGGACAAACUUUCCGAGGCCAAGAGUCAAGACCUUGGCACUAAGAAAAGUCCAUUUGAUGACCUAAGCAGAGAUGAGCUAAUAACUAAAUGUAAAGGCCUUCUAGCCAUUGCACAGAAGGCGAAACAGGCUAAAUCAGAACUACAGGUUGAGGUUGAUAAAUAUAAAACUCUGCUCCAAGAAUGUGAAACUGAGAGAAAGAUUAAACUAGAUAAUGUUCAAAUGUUGCAAGAACUUGUUGAUUCUUUAACAGAACAAAAACUCACUUUCAUUACUGAAAUAGACACAGUUCAAAGUAAGGUGCGAGCACUCGGUAAUAAAUGCAAUUACUAUGAAGAAGAAAUCAAUAAAAUGAAAGCUGAGUUAAUUUUGAAAGAUCAAAACCUUUCAGCUGCAUCUCAAAAAUUAUCAGACCUUGAUAGUGAAGUGAUUUCUCUUAAGAGGCAAAAUAAUAGACUUCUGGAAGAAAACGAACAACUCAUAACACAACUUACUGAGCUUGAAGCUAGAACUGAAGAAUUUAACAAUAUUGGAUUGCAGCAAAGGGAACAGCUAAAAGUUUUAGAAGAAAAAGUUCAAUAUGAUGAAUCUUAUCAAACGAAAAUCGAAGAGUUUAAUAACAAAAUUAAAGUGUUGGAACAAUGUGCAAAAGAAUCAGCCAAAGAAAACAAAUCAGAAUUCAAAGAUUAUAAAAGUAAAAUAGAUGAACUUAAUAAGCUUUAUGAGCUCGAGAAAUCUAAGUUAGAUAAAGCUAAUAUUAAACUAAGAAGUUACAAAGACAAGAUACUGAAGUGUGCUAAUUGUAUAAACCAGUUAAAGAAUUCUAGGUAUAUUUUGACAAAAACAGUAAAAGAGUAUUCAGAAAAUAUUCCUAAAUGGCAAAAUGAAAUUAUCAAUGCAUCUAAGGCUUUUGACAAACAAAUGCAACAGUUGAGUGAUGAAAACAUUUCACUAAAAGAGAAGUUACAACAAAAAGAAAAAGAAUUAAAUGAUAUAACUCAAAGCCAAAUUGCUAUUUUGAAAAAUCAAAUAAAUGAAGUUGAACAUGCAAAUGAAGAGUUACAUUCUCAGGUGUCUGAACUAAAACGGAAACUUGAUGACACUCUUAUAUAUAAUGAUACACUAAAAACUGAAAUCACAGUUUUAAAAUCAAAAGAAUUGGAUAUACAGAUGCUCAAUGAUCAAAUACAGGAAAAUAAUUCAUUGAAAGAAAAACUGAGUCACUCAUUAUCUCAGCUAUCUUUAGUGACUCUAAAAGUCAAUGAACUUGAAACAACGGUGGAAAAUUUGGUAGAGGAUAAUUCAAAACUAAAUGAAAAGUUGAAAUCUAAAGACGAAACAGAUAAAACAAAAGAAAAUGUGAAUUUUCAUAUAAAGGCAUUAGAAUCAGAAAAAUCUAUAUUGGUAAAAGAAAAGUUAAAUGCCAAAGAUGCUGUGAUUGAGCUAGAAAAUCAAAAUAAAAUAAUAAAUGAUCAAUUCAAUAAACUCAAGAUAGAGUUACAAAUCAUAAAGGAACAAUUUGAAGCUUUGUCUUUGGAAAAUAUAAAAAUGAAAAAAGAUUUUAAAUUAGAAAAAGAAAACAGUAUAAAAGAUUUGAAAAAUGAAACAAUUUCUUUAAAAGAACAGUAUGAUAAAUUAAAGAAAGAAUAUCAAAAUUUGCAAGAUUUAAAUGGCUUACUGCAAGAAGAAGUUGAAACCCUAAAACUAUCCUUAGAACAGCCAAAAGAUGAUCCAGAGCAUUUGACAGAUUUAAAUGUCUCACUACAAGCAGAUAUUGUGAAGCUAGAGACAAAACUGUCUGCUUAUAAACAAGAAAAUGCUUCACUUUUAAUGGAAGUUAAAGAAUCUCGUAGUAAGGUUAAAGAAUUCGAUAACCUUGCUUCUGAAUAUGAAGAUGCGAAAUCAAAACUUGUGAGCUACAAAACAGAAAAUGCAGAGUUAUUAAAUGAAAUGAAAGAAAUCAACCAAGUUUUAAAAGAGCGAGGUGAGUCUAUAUCUAAACUACAGAAAGCUGUAUCUGAAAUGGAAAGACUAAUUGAGACUUUAGAAAAAGAUAGAGACAAUAUUAAAGCAGAAAAGGAUGAUCUUCUUAAAAAGGUGGAAACUUUAGAAAAUGACCUAAAGAAUGCUGAGCAAAAUACUUCUAAAAAUAGUCAAGCAAUAGAAAAAAUCGUUUUAGAAAAAGAUAUUGCACUAAAAAGUUUGCAGGAAAAAGAAAGCAUAAUUUCUGGACUAAAAGAAGAUUUGGACAAACUUAAACAACAAUCAUGCGCUUCAGUUGAGCUACCUAAUGAAGACAUGUCUACAUCAACAAUUUCUAGAGCAGAGGAAAAUACACGUAUGAAAGAUUUAGAUGAAACUUUUGAAGAUAAAUAUACUAAACUGAGAAUGUUUGCCUUAAAACUAAAAAAGAAGUUAAAUGAAACAACAGCACAAUUGCAAACAUCAGAUCAGGAGAAAACGAAACUAAAAAAGUUGCUAGCUGAUUGUAGCAUGGAUAAUAAACAAAAGCAUGUGAUAUGUCAAGAUGUAUUGGAUAGUCCUAAAAGCGUCGAAAACGAAGAACAUAAGUCUGAUGUAGCUGACUUGGAGGCUAAAUUUAAAAAAACAACAGCUGAUCUUGAAGUUUCUACUGCAAAAAUUGUGACUUUAGAAGCGGAUAUCCUAAUGAAGAAGCAACAGCUUGCUACUGAAGUAGAAUCACAUAAAAUUACUAAAGAACAGUUGGAAAAAGCGCUACGAGAUGUUAAAAAAAAGAAUGUUUUAAGUCUGGAAAUGGAGGAUUAUGAGAGAUCAAUGAAAGAUCUUACAACUAAAAUGGAAGAAAAUAAGAAAAAAAUUAUACAAAUGGAAUCAACGAUUGAUGUGCAAGAGGGAACGAUAACAGCUAUGAAAACUCAAAUAAAACUACUGGAAGAACAAAUAAAGACUGAAGAGACUCAAAACAGAUUGCUAAAAGAAGAAUUACAGCAAGCAAUGGAGGAUGGCAAAGAAAAAGACAGUGUAAUAAAUUCCAAGAAAGAUAUCAUCACAAAACUGAUGCAGGAACUUGAAGAUGAAAAGAGAAAAAAUGAAGAAGCAGACUUGGAAAUGACCUCAGUUCUCAGUGAAAAGGAGAAAAUCAUUAUGAGUUUCGGCGAUGAAAGGACAGAAUUGAAUAAUAGGGUAAAGAAAUUGGAAUUUAAAUGUGCGGAAUUAAAUGAGAAAUUACAAAUGACGAAUAUUGAACUUGCAGACUUGAAGACGGAGUACACUAGUUACAAAGUCAGAGCUCAGGCAGUGUUACGUCAAAAUCAGACCAUAGAUCAUAGCCAAGAAGAACAGUUAAAAGAGGAGGCUGCUGCUCUUAAGGCCCAAGUUGACACACUGACUCAAAAGCUUGCAACAGUGCAGGAGCAAAGUUCAGAGUUAAGUGUAGAAGUGGAGGCUGGUAGAAAGAGGCUAUCGGAAGCGAGUGCGGAGGCGGGCCGGGCGCACCAGCGCACUGCUCGCCUGCAAGCCGACUUGACGCGCCUGUCACAGCAACUCGAGUCUGAGAGAUCUCAGCAUAAACUACAGGUUUCAACAUUAACCCAAUGUUACAAGUCGCAAAUAAGUGACCUGGAAGCUAAAUUGCAAAAGGAGACAGAAAACUUGAAGAAGCAGAUUGCACUAUUACAAGAAAAUGUGAGGGCGGGCAGGUCGGACGAAGAGUCUAGCCGCGACAAGUACAUGCUCCCAGUCAUACCCAGGGAGGAAGGAAGCGAUGGCGAAAUGGACAUCAAUGUCUCUCUUAUACCCAGAGAGGAAGGAGAGGGUUCCGAAUCAGCACCUUCCCCGCCGCUUUCAAAAUCUAUAUUAACAAGUGGUGGUAGGAGGUCCCCAGUACCGUUGGAAAGACUUCUAGAAGAGGGAGUUCCAGAAAACGAUUCGCUGGACACAUCGUCACUCGGUCUCACUUCAGAUCAAGAGAUUGCAGAAUUGAGGAGAAAAAUUCUAGCUCAACAGCAGAGGGUGAAGCACGUAACAGUUCUGCUGGCGGAGUCAGAGCGCGAGGGCGCUCGGCUGGCGCAGUUGAGCGAGCUGCUGAAGGCGGAGCUGCGCCGCGUGCGCGCCUCCGCCGGCAACGCACACAACACUGAGUACAUGAAGAAUGUUACGCUUAAGUUUCUGACGCUGCCACCCGGAGACGAGCGCAGUCGGCUGGUGCCGGUGCUGCAGAAGAUUCUGACGCUCACCUCGGACGAGAUGCACAAGAUACAAGCUAUCGCCAAAGGCCAAGAUCCGAAUCCAAGUAAAGGUUGGGGAAGCUAUCUCCCGUGGCCAGGAGGAAAGUGAAAGUAUCGUACAACGAUUGCAUUAGUGAUUAGAAUAUGUUAAUGUCUUCAAAAUAAUCUGUGAUUCAAAUUAACUAUUCGUAAAUUAACGAAACCAAACCAAUUAUAUGGUAUUUUAAUGAGGCAUUUUGUAAUAAAAACAAGUGUUGAAAUUAAAAGGCUCGUUAUCUCAAUUAUUGUAUUUAUCGUAAUGAAAUCAGCAUGACAAGAUACUUAACAUUCAUAUUAUUUUUAAGGUUCCCUAUUAGUUAUUUCUUUAUUACAAUUUUACAUACUUCACAAACAUUCAUAAAAUAGCAAUACAACUAAUUCUACAUUAGGUGUACAAUGUAUGAGUGGGAUAUGGAUACCUAGUUUGUGUAACAUAAUGUAGUUCAAUAUCUUGUUCAUCACCGAGUACACCUUAACAGGGCUCUCUCCGUCACUUACUCCAUACAAUC